Strongylocentrotus purpuratus (purple sea urchin) is the source of this 552-nucleotide messenger RNA. RefSeq lists its product as uncharacterized. Bases 37 to 501 code for a protein of 154 amino acids. The transcript has 2 exons. NCBI's taxonomy places the organism in Eukaryota, Metazoa, Echinodermata, Echinoidea, Camarodonta, Strongylocentrotidae. The record is from RefSeq and is a predicted model, not a curated record.
UCAUUACCACCAUCGGACCACCCUCAACAGCAACCUAUGGAUGAUGUACACUAUCCAAGAAGAGCAUUACCUUCAUCAGAUCACCGUCAACAGCAUGUUCGCUAUACAGAUACUGUACAUCAAUUCUCUCAAACACACGGAGAAGGCAGCAGCAGUCAGAGCAGACCUUACAAGAGACAAGCUCCUUCUUCUCAGUCAAGAGCCCCACAGGAUGAUCCUGAAAUUCCAGAGAAGCGAUCAAAGAAUAAUCUGGAAUCAGAUGGAAAACUUGACAAACUAUCAAAACACAUGCCUCCUGGGACUUACACAAGGCUAUGCACACUACUUGGCAUCGGAUACAACGAAGCCAUCGGCUUCCUAGCCAAGUUUAACAUGGACUACCAGAGAGCUAUGAGGGAUUGCUUGGCACAGUGGAAGACAAGAACUGGUGGUAAUAUGGACGAGCUUGAGAAAUUCCUACAGGAUGCAGAGGUUGCAGAUUUAGUGAAGUAUAUCAAGUAAUCAUGUGAAGCUUCCAACUGUUCAAUGUCAACUCUUAAAGGUAUUGCAAAG